Molecule: messenger RNA, 1347 nt
Organism: Caenorhabditis remanei
Lineage: Eukaryota; Metazoa; Nematoda; Chromadorea; Rhabditida; Rhabditidae
Exons: 11
Coding region: 1-1347 (448 amino acids)
Biological process (GO): regulation of membrane potential; chloride transmembrane transport; chemical synaptic transmission
Cellular component (GO): synapse; neuron projection; membrane
Molecular function (GO): neurotransmitter receptor activity; transmembrane signaling receptor activity; extracellular ligand-gated monoatomic ion channel activity
Source: RefSeq, a predicted model, not a curated record
AUGAUAUUCACCCUAUUAUCCACAUUACCCGUCCUCAUCAUCACAUCAGAACUUGAUUACUCCGAGUUGGUUCAUUCGGCUGAGUUGGUAUCCUCAUCAUCCUCCCAUCUCCAUCAAAAAUCUUUCAAUUCUCGAAAAAGAAAUUGCACUCGAGACACCGAUAUCAUAGACCGAUUGCUCAAUGGAACAGGAUACAACAAGUUUCGGAUACCACAAGAAGAAGGAAUGACUGUAGUGGUGGAGAUUUGGAUUCAAGCUAUCACAUCGAUUGACGAGUUAACUAAUGAUUUUGAUAUGGAUAUUUAUAUAACUGAAACUUGGCUGGAUCCGGCACUCAAUUUUCAGCAUAUGAGUCCGUGUAAAGGAAACCUUUCAUUGAAUCAUCAAGUUCUAGACCGACUCUGGACACCAAACAGUUGUUUUAUCAACAGUAAAGUGGCACAGAUUCAUAAUUCGCCGUUUAGAAGUGUCUUUUUGAUGUUGUUUCCCAAUGGAACCGUCAUGGUCAACUAUCGUGUCCGAGUGAAAGGACCAUGCAGCCUAGACCUCUCUAACUUCCCAUUGGAUCUUCAGAAGUGUAGUUUGAUCUAUGAAAGUUUUAAUUACAACAGACAAGAAGUUGAGAUGAAGUGGUCAGAUGCAGAGUUUCCAGUGUUUAAUUUGUCGAAGAUUGUGCUUCCCGAUUUCGACUUGUUCGCGAUUCAGACGGCGAGGAAACAAGAACCCUAUCCAGCAGGAAUGUGGGAUGAACUUCACGUGACAAUCAUAUUCGAGAGACGAUUCAUUUGGUAUUUCAUGCAAGCAUAUCUACCGACUUAUUUGACUAUUUUUAUAAGUUGGGUAUCAUUCGCUCUCGGUUCCCGUGCAAUCCCCGCUCGAACAAUGCUCGGUGUCAACAGUCUUUUGGCAAUCGUCUUCCAAUUCGGAAAUAUUAUGAGGAAUCUGCCAAGAGUUUCUUAUAUCAAAGGGAUUGACGUCUGGAUGUUGGUAUCGAUGACAUUUAUCUUCUGUUCCCUUCUUGAAUUGGCCAUUGUCGGAUUCAUGGUUCGAGAUGAGACGGUGGCAAAGAAGAAGCAGCAGAAGAAAAUUUCGGGAAAUCCAUCCCGCGAAGAAUCCCCACAUGGAAUCAUAUCGGAACGUCGUUUCAUGUUUCCUCCCGGGUGCUCUGACUCCACGAAAUCUCUCAAUUCGUGUGGAACUGGCUGUUGGACACCGGAACGUAUCGAUUCGAUAUCCAGUGUCAUGUUUCCAUUGACUUUCUUUGUUUUUAAUAUCAUCUACUGGUUCUAUUACAUUCACCGGAAGGAGAUCAUUCGGGAGAAUAUGAUUAAUCGAGUCGACGGAUAG